This is a messenger RNA of Cherax quadricarinatus, 1542 nucleotides long. Lineage: Eukaryota; Metazoa; Arthropoda; Malacostraca; Decapoda; Parastacidae. The record is from RefSeq and is a predicted model, not a curated record.
CACCAACACACACAGUCGCAAAUGUAAGCUAUGGACGCAAGAUCUCUGGGACCCGAGUUUAUAAGAACUGACCAAGUGACUGAUCUCUGGUCAUUCCUGCAGACCACAGCUGUUCGUGUGCCGUUACCAAACAAAUUUAUUACCAUCAGGAAUAAUAUUGACUGGAGUGAAGGAUGGUUGGUUGGGCUUGUUGUAUUCCACAUUUUUCUCACUACAUUCACAGUAAUGACUCGUAAUCAUCAUACCACACAAGCUGUCCUUUUCUUCCUACUGCUCCUGACAGUUCGCUCCUCAGAGACCAUAAAUCAAUAUGCAGCUAAGAACUGGCAGUCGUUCAGUCGGCAGCAGUACUUUGACUCCCAGGGAUUGUUCAUCAGUGUUGUUUUCUCAAUGCCUGUGCUCUUCAAUUGCAUGAUGAUGGUGGGUCUGUCCUGUAGAUCUGUGGCUUUGAAACCAGGGUCGAAGCUGUAGAUCUACUCCAAAAUUCUAGCUGCUUCAAAUUUAGAGUGAUAAGGCUGGUAGGCCUACAUCUAAGAGAAUGGGUCUGCAUGAUCACUGUGUGCGGUAAACAAAAUACCAGGGCACCCGCAUUGCACUGUGGGAACGCCAUCUCAAUAUGCUUUGUUCAUCAUGCCUGGUGGCAAGGAGGCUCUCACUCCCCAGUGAUUUCUGACUCUCCUCUUCCCAAGUUAUAGCUCUAACACUGAUGGAAGUGGAUCUGAAGAGGAAUUCUAUGGUUUUGAACCAUAUGGUGCAAUGGUAACAUAUUGUACAAUGGUACCAUAUGGUACAGUGUACCAUAUGGUACUGUGUAUCAUAUGGUAUAUUGUACCAUAUGGUACAUUGUACCAUAUGGUAUGGGGUACAGGGACCCUAAUGUAAAUAAGUCACUUUGUCUGACUUUUUUGGGUUAUCCUAGGUUCUCUACACAUAUGCUGCUAUGUAUGAUAAUCUGUGUAACUGUAUUUGUGUAUACUACCUGAAUAAACUUAGGACACCACAUGCGCUUGAGUAAGUUUAUUCAGGUAUACACAGAUACAGUUACAUGGAUCAUCAUACAUAGCAGCAUAUGUGUAAAGAUCCUAGGAUAACCCAAAAAAGCCAGUGACUUAUUUCCACUGAGGUCCCUGUAUUUGUACCAUAUGGUACUCUGUAUAUGGUACUUGCAUAUGGUACUCUGUACCAUAUGCAAUUCCAAGGGGAUUGAGUACAUCCUGUGGCCCUACACUUGGAAUAGACAGUGAAAGUGACAAUGUGGCUACAGUUAGGAUGGAUAGACCGCAUGCAUCAGUAGUUGGUAGUGGUGGUGGUUCCACCAGAAUGCGUGUGUGCAGCAUGCAGCACCAGCCCAGACUGGAAGUGAGUCUGGGACCCAAGCCGCUGACUCAGCAGUUCCAGGACAAAGUGCAUCGUCACCCACCAGUGGAAGUAAAAGACUGUGGCUGAAAUGUAUUUGUUUUUGGCAACAAUAAUGCUUGUACCUCAUGUCAUGUCAUACUAGUCCACAGAUGAGUAAGACACCACUGUGCAUGGCACCUUUUU